Mauremys reevesii (Reeves's turtle) is the source of this 1080-nucleotide messenger RNA. RefSeq lists its product as uncharacterized. Gene Ontology annotation, cellular component: cytoplasm. The transcript has 10 exons. Bases 94 to 1080 code for a protein of 328 amino acids. NCBI's taxonomy places the organism in Eukaryota, Metazoa, Chordata, Testudines, Geoemydidae. The record is from RefSeq and is a predicted model, not a curated record.
CACAUAAGCCGCCAUCCAGCAGGGCCUUGGGCCAGCCCCACCCUCUCCCACUGCCCCACUCUGGGAGGCCAGGGAACAGUUCACAACUUUGCAAUGACCAGCUGCAGGGAUCCUGGCGGGCCCUGGAUGGCUGAAGAAGCCCCCAAGGACCCCUCAAAGCCCAUCGGUGCCUGGGAGGAGACGAAACCUCCCCAAUGGAAGAGUUGGCAAAAGAGCCCACAGCAGAAGCAGGAGCUGUGUGUGCCUCAGCCCUUCCAUGCCGAUUCACCAGCCUACUGUAACGCCUGCUUGAUGAGGCUAGACUCGGAGGAGAAAGAGGCUCUGGAUUACAUCGAAGCCUUUCUCACGAGCAAUGAACAGGACGAGGCCAAGAAACUCAAGUUCUUGGAUUCCAUCAGCACCCUCAGAAGCCUGCCUGCUUUUAUGAACAAAGCCCUGCUAGUGGAGAAGAUAAAGGAGCUGAUUGAUCAUGAGUCCGUCGACUCCCUGACCGGCGUGAUGCGUCAGCAAGCUAUGCUCGCCAUCAUGAAGCUGAGCAAAAUGAAGCUACCGGUGCGGAUCCUGACACAACCCAGCCUGCUCGCUACCUGCUUCUCCAGCAUCUUCUCCCUGCCUCCAGCACACACCAUGGAGGAGGUGGAGGCUGCUCUCUACACCAAAACUUUGAAAACCAUGGAUGAGAUGCUGAAGGCCUUGGUGUGCGAGGAUCAGGAGCCCAACCUUCUGGUGCUGCAAAUCAUCUUGAAGGAAGUGGAGGAGUUCAGAGUCCUGGGCCAGCUGGUGGGGUGUCUCACUCUGUGCUGUGUGGAGCAGGAGCAGGAGAUCUGGCAAUCGGCUGUGGAGGGACUUCACCACCUCUUCUCCUUCAUGCAGCUGCUAAAAUCCAAAAUGCUGGUGAAGCACGGCGCAGAGUAUCGGCAGAUCCUCAAGGACAGUCAAACUGAGAGAGCCUUCUGGGUCACCAACAUCAGCAAUAUCACAUCGCUGUUUGGGAAGUACUUCAACCCAUCCGAGAGCAUGGACUUCCUCCUCGUUGCUAUCGACGGCGUGAGAGACUCCAGCGUCCAUGACGCAGUGUGA